AAACGGCGUAUAUUUUUGUCUAGUGUAGCUGUCAAAGAGGCAAAAUACAACAACAAAUUUUAUAAACAAUUAAGUAGAAUAUUCAUAACAGCGAACAAAUCAGUAAUUAGACUACUUUAUUAUUAUAUAUUAGCGGUGUUCUACUCAGCCUGUUACAAUCGUAGUCUAUUUCAAAGAUCGCGGAAUGGCUUCUUCGCCGACUAAUAUCGAUGAUGGAUGUCGGCUCUGUUUGAAUCCGUUUGUCGAAAGUUACAGCACUAUCGAAAGCCCUUUGGUGAAGGAACAGAUGGAGAAGGUUUUUAAAUUUCCGAUUGAAUUUAAAAAUGGAUUGAGCUCUAGCAUUUGUCAAUCAUGCUCGAAUACUAUAACUGAUUUCUACCAUUACUCGGAAGAAGCGCGUAAGAAUCAAGAGUUUUUGGAAGCUGAGUACUCUGACGAAGAAGUUGGAACGUCCCAAAAUUAUCCAACAUUCGAAAACCAAAUAGACUCGGAUGACAGUCAAUCGUACGGUCCAAGGGCAAAAAUUUUGGCAAUUGAAUCGAUCUACAGUGAGGAAACAGACAUUCAGCAGGAGCAGGAACCGAUUGACAAAACAUCAAAAAAGGACGUAAGCACUCAAACAGGUAUUGAAGAUUCCUCUCCAAAGAAACCUGCGGAGGAUGAUGAGGAUAAAUUUCUCAAGGAACAUUUUGCGUUGAAUUGCGAUAUUUGUGCAGCCAGUGUUUCGAGCUUCACACUACUACGCAGUCAUUUCGAAAAUGUACACCAUCUCAAAAACGCAUAUGUGAAAUGUUGCAACAAAGUGUUUCACGAACGAAGUACUAUCGUUGAACACAUUCGCUGCCAAAGCCACCAUGUUUGUCUACAGUGUAAGAAAUAUUUUAGAUUUAAAUCGGCUUUAACAACGCACAUAGCCAAUGAACACUUUAUCGGCAAGCACCCUCAUACUUACACCUGCGGUCAUUGCAAAGCGCAUUUUUCGUGUGAAAAGGAUUUGAAUUCACAUAUUGGCGAAUCGCACACUAAAAGCGAAGAGCAGCAGUGUCUAAUUUGUAACCAAAGGGUUCGUCUUCAUCGCUACCAACGACACAUGGAAGAAGUUCAUGGUACAACCAAAGGAAAUAGAAUUGUGCACAAAUGCGUUCACUGUCCACGGUAUUUCCGGGAUAAAUCUUCCCUAAACUUACACAUGAAAUGCAGUCAUCAUGAGUGUGCCAAAUGCCACAAGUUUUUUGAAAGUCAGCUUUUACUGAACAAGCACAUUGUAGCAGACCAUCGCAUGGGCUUUGUGUGCGAAUUUUGCAGUAAGCAUUUCAUAAGCAGAACCCCGUACGAGCUACAUGUGAAACUACACAAAGAAUCGGAAGCUCCCGAGGGUUUGUAAACCACUGAAACAGCACAGAUUGUGUUUCAAGAAUUCGAAAAAGGAAUGUGUGGAAUGAAUGUCUACCAGCUGGACUGUAUCAAUUCCUUGACAGCAGAUUGAGAAUAGCAAGGUGAUAUUCAUACUCGGUGGCGUAAUAGGUUAGUUCUUGUUUUAGGUUAUCAAUAAAAGAAAUCUCAGAAAUAUAGUCAACCUUGUCAACGACCAUUUGAAGAUUCCUUGGAUCGAUUUGCAACUUUGUAGCUCUCUGAGUAAUAAAUCAUUUAUCUUGUUAGUGAUAUAUUUUGAAUGA
Messenger RNA from Aedes aegypti (yellow fever mosquito), 1676 nucleotides. RefSeq names its product zinc finger Y-chromosomal protein 1. The transcript has 2 exons. Lineage: Eukaryota; Metazoa; Arthropoda; Insecta; Diptera; Culicidae. Gene Ontology annotation, molecular function: RNA polymerase II transcription regulatory region sequence-specific DNA binding; zinc ion binding; DNA-binding transcription factor activity, RNA polymerase II-specific. The record is from RefSeq and is a predicted model, not a curated record. Gene Ontology annotation, biological process: regulation of transcription by RNA polymerase II. The coding region runs from base 185 to 1384 and encodes 399 amino acids. Gene Ontology annotation, cellular component: nucleus.